CUCUUAUUGACAGUAUCAGAUACCAUCCACGUCAAAAGAAUUGUGUUUGCUUGCUGCUAGUUUGCACAAAAGUUAUAAAGUGAGUUAAGUAUUUGUCGCAGUUUGUUUCGUUGUAAAUUAUAACAAUUUUAAUACUUGCUGAAUGGAUUCGUUAAUGGAACCUACAUUAUACACUAUCAAAGGAAUGUGCAUUCUAGACAACGAUGGAAACCGGAUAUUAGCAAAAUAUUAUGAUAAAAAUGUUUUUCCUACUGUUAAAGAACAGAAAGCAUACGAAAAAAAUCUGUUCAAUAAAACUCAUAGAGCAAAUGCAGAAAUUAUCAUGCUUGAUGGCCUUACGUGUGUCUACAAAAGUAAUGUUGACUUGUUCUUUUAUGUUAUGGGUAGUACACAUGAGAAUGAGCUAAUAUUGCUGUCCGUGCUCAACUGCCUUUUCGACACGGUCACAAUGAUUUUGAAGAAGAAUGUCGAGAAAAGAGCGGUGUUGGAAAACCUGGAUAUUGUAAUGCUGGCUUUUGACGAAAUUUGUGAUGGAGGAAUUAUUCUUGAUGCUGAUCCCUCCUCUGUGGUGAAGCGAGUGGAUUUACGAAAUGAUGACAUUCCAAUUGGAGAGCAGACUGUGGCACAGGUAUUCCAAUCCGCUCGAGAACAAUUGAAGUGGACACUGCUUAAAUAACUGGUUUAUAGUAUUGAGAGUUAUGUAUGCACCGUAGUGGCAUCUUAGGAACAUAAUUGUGUCACCGAUCGCAGAACAAUCUUAUUUUUGGGUUAAACGAUACGUUUUUCUAUUCAUAGCUUAACGAGGAAUAUAUAAUAUCAUUGGAAAAUGUUUAUAACAUACACGAUACGCGCAUUUAAAUUUCUUUUAACGCAUAAAUCAUAA
Messenger RNA from Wyeomyia smithii (pitcher-plant mosquito), 883 nucleotides. RefSeq names its product coatomer subunit zeta-1 (gene zetaCOP). The record is from RefSeq and is a predicted model, not a curated record. Lineage: Eukaryota; Metazoa; Arthropoda; Insecta; Diptera; Culicidae. Gene Ontology annotation, cellular component: COPI vesicle coat. Bases 143 to 676 code for a protein of 177 amino acids. The transcript has 4 exons. Gene Ontology annotation, biological process: intra-Golgi vesicle-mediated transport; retrograde vesicle-mediated transport, Golgi to endoplasmic reticulum; intracellular protein transport.